Messenger RNA from Ectocarpus sp. CCAP 1310/34, 205 nucleotides. The record is from the annotation of a GenBank genome assembly. NCBI's taxonomy places the organism in Eukaryota, Phaeophyceae, Ectocarpales, Ectocarpaceae.
AUGGCCGUACUCUCUGCUUCUGCUUCCCUCGCGCGCUGGCGCUUCGCGGACGCUUCCGCCUCCUGCAUGUGCCAUUUCCUCAUGAACCAUACCGCUCCGUCCUCGACCUUGUUGUACCACACCUCCGGGUCCUUGGCGCUCUCUUUCCAUUUACCCCCCUUCCUUUUCGUCUCCCAUGUUGAAGGCCACGAGGUCCUCUCCUAGA